Dromiciops gliroides (monito del monte) is the source of this 3061-nucleotide messenger RNA. RefSeq names its product SRY-box transcription factor 8 (gene SOX8). Gene Ontology annotation, biological process: negative regulation of transcription by RNA polymerase II; enteric nervous system development; peripheral nervous system development. Lineage: Eukaryota; Metazoa; Chordata; Mammalia; Microbiotheria; Microbiotheriidae. The record is from RefSeq and is a predicted model, not a curated record. Gene Ontology annotation, cellular component: nucleus. The coding region runs from base 6 to 1430 and encodes 474 amino acids. Gene Ontology annotation, molecular function: DNA-binding transcription factor activity, RNA polymerase II-specific; RNA polymerase II cis-regulatory region sequence-specific DNA binding. The transcript is spliced from 3 exons.
CCCAAAUGCUCAACAUGACCGAAGAACACGAGAAGACCCUGGAGCCGCCUUGCAGCCCUUCGGGUACUACCAGCUCCAUGUCGCACGUGGAGGACUCGGACUCGGACACUCCGCUGUCCCCGGCUGGCUCCGAGGGCCUGGGCUGCUCAUCUGGGACCGGUCCCCGGCAGGCUGGCGGGGGUGCGGCUCUGGGCUCUAAGGUGGACCCGGGCGAAGUGGACGAUCGCUUCCCCGCGUGCAUCCGCGACGCCGUCUCACAGGUGCUCAAGGGCUACGACUGGAGUCUGGUGCCCAUGCCCGUGCGCGGCAACGGCUCACUCAAGGCUAAGCCUCACGUCAAGCGACCCAUGAACGCCUUCAUGGUGUGGGCACAGGCUGCUCGCAGGAAGCUGGCAGACCAGUACCCGCAUCUGCACAAUGCCGAGCUCAGCAAGACGCUGGGAAAACUGUGGCGCUUAUUGAGUGAAAAUGAGAAACGCCCUUUUGUAGAAGAAGCUGAGAGGCUAAGGGUCCAGCAUAAGAAGGAUCACCCGGAUUAUAAGUACCAACCUCGGAGAAGAAAAAGUGUAAAAACUGGACAGAGUGACUCAGAUUCAGGAGCUGAGCUGGGCCACCAUCCAGGGAAUCCCAUGUAUAAGGCCGAUUCAGGCCUCGGAGGCUUGGGAGAUUCCCACCAUCAUAAUGAUCAUACAGGGCAGACACAUGGACCGCCUACUCCACCCACCACACCUAAAACUGACCUACAUCAUGGCAACAAGCAAGAGCUGAAACAUGAAGGGCGCCGCCUGGUGGACAGUGGCCGCCAGAACAUCGACUUCAGCAACGUGGACAUCUCAGAGCUGAGCAGUGAGGUUAUCAAUAACAUGGAAACCUUCGAUGUCCAUGAGUUUGACCAGUACCUGCCCCUCAAUGGCCACUCUGCCAUUCCUGCUGACCCCGGGCCGAACUCAACAGCAGGCUCAUAUGGUGCUUCAUAUUCCCAUUCAGCACCCGGGAGUGGUGGACCCCAAGUAUGGCCUCACAAGAGCCCUUCCUCAGCUUCCUCCUCAUCCCCCAAUGAGCCGGGUCAGCAGAGGCCACACAUUAAAACCGAGCAGCUGAGCCCCAGUCACUACAGCGACCAGUCCCAUGGCUCCCCAACCCACUCUGACUACGGGUCCUACAGUGCCCAGGCCUGCGUGACCACAGCCUCUACAGCUACUGCUGCCAGCUCUUUCUCAAGCUCCCAGUGUGAUUACACUGACCUUCAGAGCUCCAACUACUACAAUCCCUAUUCUGGCUACCCCUCUAGCAUUUACCAGUACCCGUAUUUUCAUUCCUCCCGCCGGCCCUAUGCUACCCCCAUCCUCAAUGGCUUAUCUAUUCCCCCAGCCCACAGCCCCACCAGUAACUGGGACCAGCCUGUCUAUACAACCCUGACAAGGCCUUAGAGGAAAUGCCACCAGGAUGGAGAGAGAGAACUUUACAGAGGAAAAAUUUAAAAAACAAAAACAAAGAAAUCCCCAACGAAAAAGAAAAAAGAAAUCUUUGCGGUCUUCCAAACUAAAUGCACUAUUGAAGGAAAGAGGUAGAGGAAUUCCAUGCCAGUUUUUGAAGUGCCUGCUGAAGUCUGCGGGGAACACUAACUUUUUUUUUUGACUGCAUGUCCUUUUGCUUCUAAAUCUCCAAGCAUCUUUAAAUGGACAGAAUUCUAUUUUCUUGGUUUUUUGUUUUUUUAAAUGACUGCUAAUUCCUUUUAAAUAAAUGAAGGCCAACCAUUUGACUCCUCUGUGAGGACUGACAGGAACAUGUUAAUUUUGUGUUGCAGUGAGUGCAAAAUACAAACAAAUCAGAAGGAAGUUGUAUAAGACUUUAAGGGUCUACUGCAAUCGGAAGUACGGACCAACCUUGAGGACAAGAACUUACUGGGACCAAUGAAUAAAAUUCCAACGAUUCCAUUUUUUUUUUAACAGUCUUGAGGAAAUCCCUAGGAGCAGCUCUGGGGACCAACCAUCUCAGUGUCGGGGGUGUUUGCUUUAGUCAGAGUUCUUCUAAACGAGGUUUGGCUGUAAUUAACAUUUUUUGGGGGGAGCUUAAAAGUGUUUGAUUUUUUUGAAAUCUGUUAAAUAUGUAUUUAUGUUCUGUAUUAUUUUGUCUUUAAUUAAUGAAGUAAUUUGUGCAAAAAAAAAGUAGAAUUAAAAAAAUUAAAGACUGGAGACUUAAAUAGUGGCGAUGGGACAAUAAAAACGGUGUUAUGAGUCUAUUUUAACCACUGCAGCAGUAGUGUCAAAAGGAGUGGAAUGAAUUCUAGGUGGUGUAGACGUCAUGGAAGUAAAAUUGACAUCUGGAUUGGAGUCAGCAAGGGAAUGGGAGUGGUGUGGGAAGGAAGUUCAUUCAGACCGCUGCAAAAAUGACUAAUUAAAUUCAGUAGUACGGUGAGGGGACAGGUCAAGAAAAGGGUAUUGCUUUUGGGAAGGGUCCUUUGUUUUAAUUUGGUCAUGAUGCCACUCACUUUUCAAAGUGUUUAACGAGAUUGGAAGGCAAAGGCAUCUCUGGAUUUGGUAGAUGCAAGUACUGCAGCAUGUGGCUAGAAAUGAAGAAUUUAAUGAGCAGUUCUCCCACGAGGGCUGGAGAUACACUUUAAUUUGGGUUUUUAGGGACCAGAUGUCACCUGUCGAACUGUGAAACUAAAACCUUCUCCACUAAAUUUUUGUAGGUACUUAGGUUUAGACUAAUAUUUCAUUGAUAUGCUUCUAUUUCUUCCAUUGUAUGCUGAGCAUAUAAUAACCACCUACUUUAUGGUAAUGUGUGCCUUUAAAACUUUGUAAAUCUAAAUACAUUUGAGAGGUUAUCUUCUUUUUACUUUUUCUACUUUUCCUACCUUUUUCUAAGAUUAUUUUUUUGCCUAUUUCCUUCUGGGGGGAAAAUGAUCGCAAACUCAUUUUUAUGCAAUCUAUUUUUCUGUGUAAAGUUUGGAAAGACAUUAGCUGUUACUUACCUGCUCUGUUUCACUAGUUUCUGACCAAGCAAUGCUAACUUUUGUACAGAUCAAUUUGAUAAAAUUAAAAAAAAAUGCUUUUUA